AUGGCUACCUACCAACCUCCUAACCAGUGUGCUACCGCUGCCAGGACGUACACAGGCAUCAGCGCCAACUACAGUGGCGACUUGGGAAUUCAAGCGAACAUUCCGCAGAGUCUCGAGGACGAAGGGAACACAGCGCUUUGGAUCAUGGGCCUACCUUCCUACACCUCCCACACCACCAUGCUAGCGGCCAUCAGGAGCAAAGGUCCUAUCAAGUCUUUGCACAUCAAUGGCCCAACCGACGAACACCCUAACACUUCGGCCGCCAAGUCAAUCUUCUUCGAGCAUCGACAUGCAGCGAAGCUAAAGGCUGAGGCUACCAGAGGAGAGUACAAGUUCGGAGACGCCAAGCCCAACAUCUUCUGGAACCGAUACGGCAGCAGAGAAGAUCCCGCAGCGGGCCGCAGCCGGGUCUUGCGCAUCGAAGGCGCCGAAGCGCUCAUCACACGGCAGAACUUGGAGGCGCUCUGGUCUACCAGCAUGUGGUGGGACGUCGAUUAUGUUCACGACAUCGGUUACAUUGGUGGUGGACGUGCAGUCGUAUGGUAUUACUUUGGUAGCUGGCGCUGCCAGGCAGCCAAAGCUAAGGGUAUCACUGAAGGCGCCUACGGAUGCUUGGUCUCUGUUGUAUACGGCAGAGAUCCUUGCGCUGUGCCGCGAAGAGUGAACUAG
Messenger RNA from Anthostomella pinea, 669 nucleotides. The record is from the annotation of a GenBank genome assembly. NCBI's taxonomy places the organism in Eukaryota, Fungi, Ascomycota, Sordariomycetes, Xylariales, Xylariaceae.